This is a messenger RNA of Eptesicus fuscus (big brown bat), 1139 nucleotides long. RefSeq names its product interleukin 12A (gene IL12A). Lineage: Eukaryota; Metazoa; Chordata; Mammalia; Chiroptera; Vespertilionidae. Gene Ontology annotation, cellular component: extracellular region. Gene Ontology annotation, biological process: immune response. The transcript is spliced from 7 exons. Gene Ontology annotation, molecular function: growth factor activity; interleukin-12 receptor binding. The record is from RefSeq and is a predicted model, not a curated record. The coding region runs from base 36 to 698 and encodes 220 amino acids.
CGCUGCUGUCAGUGCCCGCUCCGCGCCCGCUCAGCAUGCGCCCCCCGCGCAGCCUCCUCCUGGUAGUCCCUCUGGUCCUCCUACAUCACCUCAGCUUGGCCAGGAACCUCCCCACCGCAGCCACAGCAGGCCCUGGAACGUUCCCGUGCCUGGGCCUCGCCCAGAACCUGCUGAAGGCCGUCAGCAGCACGCUGCACAAGACCAGACAAACGUUAGAAUUUUACUCUUGCACCUCUGAAGAGAUUGAUCAUGAAGAUAUCACAAAAGACAAAACCAGCACCGUAGAAGCCUGCCUACCACUGGAAUUAACCACGAAUGAGAAUUGCCUGGUUUCCAGGGAGAUCGCUAUCAUAACUAAUGGGAGUUGCCUGGCCUCCAGAAAGGCCUCUUUUAUGACGACCCUGUGCCUGAGUAGUAUCUAUGAGGACUUGAAGAUGUACCAGGUGGAGUUCAAGGCCAUGAACGCAAAGCUUCUGAUGGAGCCUAAGAGGCAGAUCAUUCUGGAUCAAAACAUGUUGACAGCUAUUGAUGAGCUGAUGCAGGCCCUGAACCUCAACAGUGCGGCUGUGCCUCAAAACCACCCCCUCGAAGAACUGGAUCUUUACAAGACGAAAGUCAAGCUCUGCAUCCUUCUCCACGCGUUCCGAAUCCGCGCAGUGACUAUCGACAGGAUGAUGAGCUAUCUGAAUUCUUCCUAAAAGGUUCAGGUCUCGCCCAACCUUCAAGUCAUUUGAACCAAAGCGAUUUUUAUAGCCUGUGCGGGAGGUGGUGGCUUGACCUGGUCCUACUUAAGCUAGUAAUUUUCUUGUUGUUUACAUUAGUCAACCACCCAAAAGUUGAACAUGUAACUACUGUAUUUAAAUGGGUCCUUUCCUCGCGUAUAUUCCACAUUUACUAGGGAUAAGUUGUUUUUAAAGUUUUCAUGAGCAAAUUGCUAAAGAGGGACGUUUUCUUCACUGUGCGGGGGUUUGUUUGUUUUUUAGAAAAGCAAGAAUUUAUAAGCUAUUUCUAUAUCAAAGUGUUUGUCGAAACACUCAAGCAUAAUUUAUUUUAAAAUAUUUAUUUAUAUAAUGGUGUGUUCAUGAAGGCAUGUGAGCUAAGUUAUAUUUAUUUAUGUCCUAUUUAUUAAAAUAUUUAUU